AUGACCAAGCAAAGAAAGAUACCUUAUAAGUUUAAAUCUUUUAUCAUUUUUGUGUUCCAAGCACACGCCCCAUUUUUAACUAGCAGGUUCUUUGUGGAAACACCAAUCUCUAUUGUAGCAAGGGCGUCAAACAAACAAGAAAUAAUUCACAUCAUUAAAGUGUUCAAGGUCCCAUUGGAUCUAACUAUCCGAGAUCUACAGCAGAAAGAAAGAAAAGGUUUUCUUAAUAUAUACACCUAUUACAUGACAAACACAGUCCGCUUUUCGGGCGACACGGUUACCCACUUUGAGGACAUCACGCCCUCUUCAAAACCCACAGGAUAUAUCGAGUCAAAGAUCGGUGAUUUUCAAAACCAUAUACCAAAAGUCCAUAAGGUCUUCAAAUACUGUCCCUUUUUAAUCCGUGUAGAACUGACCACCAGGGGUAUCCUGUUUGAUUUCGACAACCUUCUGGACAACUGUCCAGUAAUGACACACCUGGUCCUUGACACAGAUAGUGUCAUACUCAGCCAAAAUUCUGCCAUAAUCUACUCUUCUCACGGUCUCCUGUCUCUUAGUAUUUGUAGCGCAAAAGUCAAUCCAUUCUUGUUCAAUUACGUGUCACAGCGCUGUCAAAAGCUAUCUUAUUUGACCUUGCGUGAUCUUCGGAUACAAAGCGUACCGCUCCAUUCGACUGAGAUGAUCUAUAUCGAUCUAUCGCAUAGUAAUCUUCAAUUGCUAAAUAUGUGUUCUAUCGAUACCAUAAAACCCCCGGCCAAACCACCCACCAAUGAAGGCAAAGGAAGACAAGGACUAAUUCCUCGACUGGCAUUGUUGGCAGUCACUAUAAUAAACCCUAACAACAAAUUUGCACUUGAACAUCAGCAGCAACUCAACAAUGAUGUUUUAGAAGCCCAACCGACAAUUGCAGACACAACCACCCUUUGGUUUCACAAGUAUCAUUCAAAAAUAAAGGGGGUUAAAUCAACACCAUGGGAACAACUGGAAGAAAAUGCUAAAGACCAAAGGCUAAUUGGAUAUGAUUUAAUUUAUGAUAAAGAAUCGACUGAUACAAAAUUUCGUGAAUGGAAGAAAUCAUCUCUGUUCACAAAGACAACGAGUCUUCAAUACUAUGUUGAAUUACGCUGUGAAUCAACGAGAAAACUUGUUCUAGGAUACUAG
Phycomyces blakesleeanus NRRL 1555(-) is the source of this 1161-nucleotide messenger RNA. RefSeq lists its product as hypothetical. The transcript has 9 exons. Bases 1 to 1161 code for a protein of 386 amino acids. The record is from RefSeq and is a predicted model, not a curated record. NCBI's taxonomy places the organism in Eukaryota, Fungi, Mucoromycota, Mucoromycetes, Mucorales, Phycomycetaceae.